AUGCGCGAGGGCGUUGUUGCCACGCCCAAGCGCCAACUGUUGACAUCAUACCACCUGUAUGAUGUCGCCCGCGUCGUCCACCUGUAUGAGAAUAGGCGUCGUCUGUAUCUGUCCUCUGAUAUGAGGUUACAACCGAUAGCGUCACUAAAAGCGACACUGAAGUCGGAUUUGGAGCUUCACAGCCAUGUCACGUUAGCCGCGGACUCCCAGUGGCGUCUGCGUUGAAGUUUUGCGAUGCGUCUUUAGAAAAAGAGGAAAGAGCUGCUGCAAAGGGAGCGAUGAGUGUGAACCAGCGGGACUUUGCACCGAGGUCCGGGGCUGAAGGGGACGCGGCAAGGUACAAAAAAGAUUCAUCCCAAACGUGCUCGCUGCCCAGACUCCUUCCCAGCCAACGCCCAUUGCAAACUAAGACGUACGUUUACAAGGCACAAGAGGACAAACUGAAUCCGUACAGACGCUCCGAAGCCUUGAAACUGAAGUUGCCACCAAUCAGGGACACCGCAAAGUUGAGGGAGCAGUCGACGAACAACAUGAAGGAGCUAAAGAACCAGAAUUAUGUGCUGCAACAGCAACUGAAAGAUUCCAAGACGGAGAAUAAACUGUUGAAGAAUGUCCUGCACCGCCACACGGUGGCCCUGCAGCAAUUUCAAGAUUUGGAAGGGAGCAUUUCUCAGAUACAGGACCAGCACAGAAACGAAGUGAAAGCUUUGCGGAAGUUGCUCUCCGAGACGCGCUCGAGCCGCGAUAAGCUGGCGAGGAAGCUGCAGAGCACAGAGAGGGAGUUGUUGGACUGCAAAGACCGGAUCAAUCACCUUCAGUGGAGGGUCAACCAGAAUCCCAACCUGCUGGAGAAGGAGGAACUUACCCGCAGGCUAACUGAGUUCACUAUACAUCUGGAGGAGAAGGACAGGAGGAUACAGUUCUUGGAGAAGAGCAACAUGUUGCUACAAAGCUCACUCAAUCGGCAAGUAGCAACAGAAUACAAAAAGAUGUUCAAGACCAACGCGAUAUGUCUGGGUCUACAAACUGCAGUUUGUGAAUUGUCCAAGAAAACUCAACCGGACAGAACAAGAGAAGCAGAGACAGAUAAUAUUAAUAUUAUGCGAUUGCGAAAACAUGGGAGAAAAGCCAAACAAAGCAAAAUGGUCCAGACGGAGGAACGCGUCUCGGCGACCAGCGAGGCUGGCGAUCGGGUGAAGUCAGACGUUUCGGAGACUGAUGAGAAGCUCCGAAGGUGGCAGAGUUCUGACAACACGGAUUAUCUGCGACGUAAAUCUCAUACAAGUGAACAAAGAAGAACGAACAACCAGAAUUAUUCUGGUACAAAUGCAGUUUCAGCCUAUGGGGAUAUCCACCAGCGCCACGAGGAAAGGAAGCACUUGUCGGAAGAUACGCAGGAGUCAGAGGAGGAGAGUGAGGAGGAGGAGAAUGAGGAAAAGCAAGGGAGUAAAGAUGAAGAAGAGGAGGGGGGUGGAGAGAAGGAGGAGGGGGGACACGAGAAUGAGCAUAGGGAAGGGGGGGAGAGGUCAGAAGAGAACAACGGGGAAGGGAAGGAGGGAAAGGAGGAGCAUAAUGAGGGAGACUAUGAGGAGGGGGGAAUGGAGCAAAAUGAGGAGGAGGAUGAAACUGAGGGGAAAGAAGAGAAUUCGGAGGAAAUGAGAUUUGGGGAGAAGUUUGAGGAUAUGACAGGGGAAUAUGAUGAUGAUGAUGAUGAUGAGGAGGAGGAGGAGGAGGAGGAGCGAGACUAUGAGGAAGAAGAGGACAAGUGGGAGGAGAAGGAGUGGGAGGAGCAGGAGGAGGACAACGAGGAGGAAGAGAAAGAGGACAAGAAGGUGAAGAAUAUGAAGUUGGAGGAGGAGAAGCAGAGAGCAAAAGAGCAUGAGAAGCAGAGAGUAGAAGAACAGGAGGGGGAGGAGGAGAAUGAGUUGGAAGAGGUACGGGAGAAUAUAGAUGACAAGGGGAGGGUCGAGGAAGAGGCCAAGGUAGAGCAAAAGGAGAGGGGAGGGACAAAGGACAGUGGAGAAAAGAAAGAGGAGGAGGUGGACGACUUGGAGGAGGAGGAAGCGGUGCUGGAAGUAGUCGAGGAGGUGAAACAACAAGAGAAGAGAAAGGAGAAAGGAGCUCAGAAAGACGCGAGGACAAACAAACAAUGCUCUUUGUCGUGCGUACUCAACGAGCCCAAGGUGGUCACGCCGCGUGAACCAAAACGAUGCCCGCGGCCCAAAAUCCGACGCAAGUACAACUUCACCCCGGUCACGAAGAACUUGCAUCUGGGCAAACCGGCCUACAGCGGCGUGCAGCUGAGGUGCUACAAGGGGGCAAACGUGCCGGUCAAAGAGGAAACCCUUUACUGCCGCAAUCGGAGACGUUCUGCGGAAAUGGCGGAGGACAUCUACCUGAGUGACGAACAGACGAGCCAACCGGACGCCGCCAGCGACGGCUCCGAUGCGGAUUCCAAACAUACCGACUCGCCUUCGUGGACUUAGAGAGCAGUACUGACGAACGGACACAGGCUCUGCGGAGAGUUGGGUCAGUGGUAAACGUGCAACUGCGCUAUGUGCCCAAUGGACCCCAUUGAUUCUCGGGAUGUGUAAAGACACUGAAGAUAUUGUAUAUAUGUAUAUUAUGACUUCAUUAACUUCCUGGUUUGUUUGAGAACAGGAUUAUGCAAAAACUUCGAAUCAAUUUCAAUGAAACGCUAGAGAAGGUAGAACGUGGACCACGGGAGAUCGAUAACCGUUCAAUUCUUUUCAACUUCCCCUUUCAGCAAUGGAGUGGAAGGUUCCAGAGGAGCAGGUUUUCUAGUCAUAGUUGUUAACUCAACGAUUUUGCCGGCGACCAUUGUGGCCUUUUCCAAUAAAUUAGUGCGUCCGGAAAAAAAAAAAAAAUCUUCAUUGCGUGCUGUUUGUAACAUUGAAAUCUCAGAAUUACCUUAUGUAUUUGGAAAAACCUUCCUCCACAAAACGUAAACUAGUCAAAUGGAAAAAUAAGUACAGUGAAGCCGAUAUGCUGCAUACCCACGUGGAGUACAGAGAACAUACUGUGUAAUGCCCCCAAGCCCUGCCCACACGCUUUUAUCACUUUAAAUGUUUUCAAUCGCUUUUGGUGGCUGUUCUCCAUUAUUAGGUGUCAAGAAAAAAAAACGACGCUAAUAUAAUGUCCUUAAAAAAAUGAAAUGACUCGUCGUGCAAUUGUCCAAUUCAGGGGUAAAGCCUCCUUGACUUUUUUUUUCCUCCCAGUACAAGUUUACUGUAAAAGACCGAAAAGAUGGUGGAUUAAACCAUCUUGAAUGUAGGUGUAAUUUCAAUGCCUUGAAUUUACAUUAAUCAUAAACCUUCAAACAACGACUUGAACUUACAUGGAGAAGCAACAAAUACAAAAAUCAUACUGUACAUACAAAAAUCAUACUGUUCAUAACUUAUUCCCGUUCUUUUGCCGUUUCUAUUAUGCUGCAUAUAUUCCACCAGACCUCAAGUGCUGCCCACCAUAUUGCAUAGAAUUACACUGAGGACAUGGAAUUAAAAUUUGGAAAUUAAUGCAUAAAAAUUGCUUCAAUAUUUGCAAUGUAUUGGGGGUGUGACACUGGUGUAGUAUUGCUACUUCAAAAGCAAUUGAAAGUCAACAGCCUCUGAAGUAUUAAGAACGUACGUAAAGUAGUUCAUUUUUAAAUGAUUUUUUUUUAAUUGACUAAAGUUCUUGCACAUUUUUACACAUUUUGUAAAAAAAAACACACUUUAUUUUUUUUAACCAUUUUAAAAUGUCAGGUAAGUUACAUAAUUUGCUUGAAAUUGUAUUUUAUUUACUACUCUUUGUUUUUGUACAUUGGGUUUAUUUUUAUACAAUUUGUUGUGUGAAUUUUUUUAUACCACAAAUUAUUUUUGCACAUUGCUGUUGCAAUUUUUUCCAACUAAUAAACCAGAUGACAGUAAUAUUGUUUGCCUGGAUCAGUGAUUGUCGCUGUGGUGGUCUGCAAGCUGACUUUUGUGUAGGGUUGUCAAACUCAUUUUUGUUGCGGGCCACAUUUUAGAUAUUUCACUCAGAGGGCCAUUAUGACUGCUUUAAUUGCCUCAUAUUUACACAAAAUUUAGGAACUAGUUUUGG
This is a messenger RNA of Syngnathoides biaculeatus (alligator pipefish), 4101 nucleotides long. RefSeq names its product golgin subfamily A member 6-like protein 22. The transcript is spliced from 8 exons. The coding region runs from base 279 to 2486 and encodes 735 amino acids. The record is from RefSeq and is a predicted model, not a curated record. Gene Ontology annotation, cellular component: axoneme. NCBI's taxonomy places the organism in Eukaryota, Metazoa, Chordata, Actinopteri, Syngnathiformes, Syngnathidae. Gene Ontology annotation, biological process: intraciliary transport.